Messenger RNA from Anguilla rostrata (American eel), 683 nucleotides. Its product is annotated as gamma-crystallin M1-like. Gene Ontology annotation, biological process: lens development in camera-type eye; visual perception. The record is from RefSeq and is a predicted model, not a curated record. The transcript is spliced from 3 exons. Bases 90 to 626 code for a protein of 178 amino acids. Lineage: Eukaryota; Metazoa; Chordata; Actinopteri; Anguilliformes; Anguillidae. Gene Ontology annotation, molecular function: structural constituent of eye lens.
CGUUUUUUUUUUGUUUUCGCGUUUCCUAUAUAAAUGAUGGGCAUGCCGCCACUUGGACGUGCCAGCUGAACGACCGAAAGACCUCCAAAAUGGGCAAGAUCAUCUUCUACGAGGACCGGAACUUUGGCGGCCGCCACUAUGAGUGCAUGAGCGACUGCGCCGACCUCAGCUCGUACUUCAGCCGCUGCAACUCCAUCCGCGUGGAGAGCGGCUGCUUCAUGAUCUACGAGCGCCCCAACUACUCGGGCCACCAGUACUUCCUGAGCCGCGGGGAGUACCCCGACUACCAGCGCAUGAUGGGCAUGGGCAUGACGGGAGACAUGAUCAGGUCCUGCCGCAUGAUCCCCAGUUACCGCGGAUCCUACCGGAUGAGGAUCUACGAGAGGGAGAACUUCGGAGGUCAGAUGCACGAGCUGAUGGACGACUGCGAGUCAUUCCAGGACCGCUACCGCAUGUCCGACUGCCAGUCCUGCCACGUGAUGGACGGCCACUGGCUCAUGUACGAGCAGCCCCACUUCAGAGGCAGGAUGAUGUACAUGAGGCCUGGGGAGUACAGGAGCUUCAGAGAUAUGGGCUACAGCAACACGAGAUUCAUGUCCAUGAAGCGCAUCGUGGAUUCCUGUUAAAUGAUUUUAGAGCACAUUUUUUUACAUGUGAAACUGUAAAAUAAAGAGUAAAUUUAA